Plenodomus lingam JN3 is the source of this 1527-nucleotide messenger RNA. RefSeq lists its product as uncharacterized. Lineage: Eukaryota; Fungi; Ascomycota; Dothideomycetes; Pleosporales; Leptosphaeriaceae. Gene Ontology annotation, biological process: mitotic cell cycle phase transition; regulation of cyclin-dependent protein serine/threonine kinase activity. Gene Ontology annotation, cellular component: spindle pole body; cytoplasm; cyclin-dependent protein kinase holoenzyme complex. The record is from RefSeq and is a predicted model, not a curated record. Gene Ontology annotation, molecular function: cyclin-dependent protein serine/threonine kinase regulator activity.
AUGGCACCAGGAGUUCGAUCACUCCGGCAGCGUGCUGUGACUAAUGAGAACGAUGAGAACGCGGGCACAACACGCUUGACGCGUGCAAAGGCCGCGGGUCUGGGCGCGCACGAGUCUGCCGCCGACGUGCCAAAGAAGGCGCUCCAGAAGACCAAGUCGACAGCAAACCUUGCAGCCAAUGGCGCUGCGAGGAAGCGAAACGCGCUCAUCGAUGUCAGUAAUGUCAGCAAAGCGGAGGCCCCCGGUGCUGGCGCCAAGGACAAGAAGCCUGUAGCCACCAAGGGCGCCCUCUCAAAGGCAGCACAACCCACCAAGGUGCAAAAGAGUUCGCGCGCCAACUCGACGCGUUCCAUUCUGGAACCCAAGGAGAGGAACACUGGCUCGUCGGACCUCAAGAAGCGUCCGGCCAGCGGCAACGGCAUUGGAGGCCAGCCUGCGAAAAAGCGCGUCGCGUCCACAACUACUUCCACCACCACCACUGCCACCGCCACCACCAAGUCCACCAAGGAGGAGGAGGUUGUCGAAGAGGAGGAAGCUGAGAAUGUUGAGCCAAAGGAAAACGUCGCCGAUGCUGAGGAACCAAAGACGAAGAAUACCAAGGUUUCACCCGUGCAGAUCCUCGAGGAGGACUUGAAGCAUCUCACAGAGGAGCAGCCUGCCAACCUCGAUGCUGAGGAUAUUGACGACCCAUUGAUGGUCUCAGAGUACGUCGUCGAGAUUUUUGAGUACUUGAAGGAGUUGGAGAUUGCUACCAUGGCCAACCCUGAUUACAUGGAUAGCCAGAGUGAGCUUGAGUGGAAGAUGCGCGGUAUUCUCGUCGACUGGCUACUCGAAGUGCACACCCGUUUCCGUCUCCUGCCCGAGACCCUCUUCCUUGCCGUCAACAUCAUCGAUCGCUUCCUCUCUGCCAAGAUUGUCCAGCUCGACCGUCUCCAAUUGGUGGGUGUCACCGCCAUGUUCAUCGCCUCCAAGUACGAAGAGGUGCUCUCGCCCCACGUCCAAAACUUCCGCCAUGUCGCCGAUGACGGUUUCACAGAGGAGGAGAUUCUUAGCGCCGAACGCUUUGUCCUCGCUGCCCUCAACUACGAUCUGAGCUACCCCAACCCGAUGAACUUCCUCCGCCGGAUAUCAAAGGCCGACAACUACGACAUCCAGACGCGUACGCUCGGCAAGUACCUUUUGGAGAUUGGAUGCCUCGACCAUCGCUUCCUCGCCCACCCUCCUAGCCAGGUCGCUGCCGCCGCCAUGUACCUUGCGCGUCUCGUUCUCGAGCGUGGCCCAUGGGAUGUCACCCUUGCACACUAUGCUGGCUACACGGAGGAUGAGAUUCAACCCGUUCUGCAGUUGAUGAUUGACUACCUGUCCGGUCCCGUGGUUCACGAGGCCUUCUUUAAGAAGUAUGCUAGCAAGAAGUUUUUGAAGGCAUCCAUUGUCCUGCGCAAGUGGUCCAAGGAGUACGUGGCUACGUAUGGUAAUGCGCUCGAGGAGGGGACUCCUGUCUUGUCGAACCCCAAGAGCCAGCGCUAA